This is a messenger RNA of Malania oleifera, 883 nucleotides long. RefSeq lists its product as uncharacterized. Lineage: Eukaryota; Viridiplantae; Streptophyta; Magnoliopsida; Santalales; Ximeniaceae. Gene Ontology annotation, molecular function: nucleic acid binding; zinc ion binding; DNA-directed RNA polymerase activity. The transcript is spliced from 4 exons. Gene Ontology annotation, cellular component: RNA polymerase III complex. Bases 253 to 588 code for a protein of 111 amino acids. Gene Ontology annotation, biological process: DNA-templated transcription; termination of RNA polymerase III transcription. The record is from RefSeq and is a predicted model, not a curated record.
AGCCUAAAUACAAAUAAGAGGGUAAAUUUGAGAGAGUUUAUCUGUUGAAUACCCCUCAAAUUUAAAUUUCGUCGACCUAAAUUCAUGAAUUUCAAGUUCAUUUUUGUAUUCAAACCAUUUCCAUCCCGUACCUCCAUGCCUGGAACUCCGAGGCCUCUAUAAACCCUAGCUGUGUGCGAUCGCGUGGGAAGAAGAUCGCAGCUAGCAAGCCCUCGACUUCAGUGAGUGAGAUUGUCUUACAAGCUCCAGCAAAUGGAAUUUUGCCCAAGUUGUGGGAUGUUCUUGCGUUAUGAGUUGCCACAUUUGGGUCGUCCUGCCCGGUUCUAUUGCUCAACAUGUCCAUAUGUGUGUUAUAUAGAGAACAAGGUAAAGAUAAAGAGAAAGCAGCGUCUAGUUAAGAAAGAGAUAGAACCCAUCUUCUCCAGUGAUGAUAUGGAGAAUGGGCCUGUAACUGAAGCCACUUGCCCACAAUGCGACCACGGGAAGGCUGCAUACCAGCAAAUGCAGAUCCGGUCGGCGGAUGAGCCAAUGACGACCUUCUACUCUUGCUUGAACAAGAAUUGUCGGCAUGUGUGGCGUGAGGAUUAACAGCAGAUUUGAUUUGUGGAGUUGAAUGGAACACAGAAAUUGAAUUAGGAGUAUGCAUAAUCAAGUGACAAAUUUCAUAUUCAUGUACCGAGAUUAUUUUUGUAUUUCUGUGCAAGUGUGAGGAUAUCUUGCCACCUGCUUUUGGUUGUGCCCCAUUUUUUUGUUUCUCAGUAGUUUCUAUGGGUGCAUUUUUUGUUCAUGAAUAUUACAAGAGAUGGCUUCUUGAAUGGCUUGGAAAUGAUAAAAAUUAAGCCUAAGAAGCUGCCUGCUACAUGGUGUUAGUCUCUUUUGUUUA